UGCAGUUGAGAUUCGCAUUUCAAUUCCAAAAUCAAAGUGCUAUCAAAAUGAAAUGUAUUGUGUUUAUAUAUAUUAUAUUUGCAAGCAUAAUACUGAUCAUAGAUGAAGCAGAGGCUAACGAAAAUGAGUCGUGUGUGGCAACCAGAAUAGCAGAGGAAGAAUGUGGAGAGCACACCUAUAAAGCAGUGAGACCUUUGUUAAAGUAUAUUCAUCAGAUGAAGGAGGAAAUUGAAAACAAUAACAAUAAGGUUGAAGGCAAAGACAGGGAAAUCAAACAACUGCAGGAUAAACUUAGUCAACAUAAUGUACUGGUCAUCGAGGAACUGAGAGCUCAGAAUGAAUUCUACAAACAGAGUAUCAAAGAGCUAACGAACAACGUUUUAUCAAUAAAAGAGGAAAUGAGUAAACCCAAUUCCAAUGCCUUGAAAAUCCAGGACUAUGAAGAGCAGCUGGAAAAACAAAAGAAGUCAAUUGAUCAACAGGCCCAACAAAUAUCCCAACUCAAAAACGAAAUCAACAUUUGUGCCAAGAAACUAAAAAGCUGCGAAGAGAAGCCCGUUCUAAAUGACUGCACCGACUUUGCUGAUGCUCCGGGUAUUCAUAAGAUUAACCCGGAUCCGUUCGAUGUCCUUUGUGAUAGUGCGACAGCAGGUCCUGGCUGGACGGUUAUCCAGCAGCGAAUCGACGGUAAGGAGGAUUUCUACAGGAAUUGGACCUCUUACCGUGAAGGUUUUGGUUCCUUUGAUGGCGACUUCUUCCUCGGUCUCGAGAGGAUUCAUCGCUUGACACGCGCCCAGCCUCAUGAGCUCUACAUACAUAUGGAAGGAUUUGAUGGUGUCAUCAAAUACAGAAGAUACGAACAAUUUUCCAUUUCUGGCGAGGAGGACCAAUACACCUUGAUCAGCGUGGGUAAAUCUGAAGGCAGUGCCAGUGAUGACUUGCUAUACCACAAAGACAAGAAAUUCAGCACAUUCGAUCGUGACAAUGACAAUUGGGAUUCUGGCAACUGCGCAAGCCGAGACUAUAAUGGUGGUGGUUGGUGGUACCAUAGAUGUGUAUCCUGGUAUUGAUCGCUAAAGCUUUGA
Molecule: messenger RNA, 1085 nt
Organism: Drosophila montana
Lineage: Eukaryota; Metazoa; Arthropoda; Insecta; Diptera; Drosophilidae
Product: fibrinogen-like protein A
Exons: 2
Coding region: 48-1070 (340 amino acids)
Source: RefSeq, a predicted model, not a curated record